Messenger RNA from Adineta ricciae, 372 nucleotides. NCBI's taxonomy places the organism in Eukaryota, Metazoa, Rotifera, Eurotatoria, Adinetida, Adinetidae. The record is from the annotation of a GenBank genome assembly.
AUGGACAAGGCUGUACACGAUCUAUAUAAAGAAACAAAUGAUGAUCAACAAAAAGUCAUUGCACCGAAUGAUGGAAGUGCGACAUCAGUACCAUUAGCAACAGAAACGGCUGGGCAGAGUCCUGUUGGUCAAAUAGCGACAAAGCCAGUUACUCAAGCUGACGUAGAAGCCAAUCCCGCAUAUAAAAUACUUUUUGACAUAUCCACAAUGGAUCACGCUGUGGUUCAAAACGAAAAGCGACAAACUGAUAUUAAAACUGUACCUGAUGAUGCUAAAACUGGUGCAACAUCAGCCAAUACUCUCCCACCUGAUACAACUACAUUAGAAGGGACAAUUGCAAAUGAGGCCAAUCCAAAUACUAAUCCACGUUAA